Cucurbita maxima (winter squash) is the source of this 1894-nucleotide messenger RNA. RefSeq names its product ran-binding protein M homolog. Gene Ontology annotation, biological process: cell surface receptor signaling pathway; cytoskeleton organization. Gene Ontology annotation, cellular component: cytoplasm. Gene Ontology annotation, molecular function: protein binding. The record is from RefSeq and is a predicted model, not a curated record. NCBI's taxonomy places the organism in Eukaryota, Viridiplantae, Streptophyta, Magnoliopsida, Cucurbitales, Cucurbitaceae. The transcript has 10 exons. The coding region runs from base 163 to 1554 and encodes 463 amino acids.
AAGAUUCUUUUCUUUGUUACUCCAUUGCGGUUUCUCUUCCUUCUUCAAUUUCCCGAAAGCCUCCAUUGCCGUAUCUUGAAAUUUCAAGUAUUCGACUUCGCCUCCAAUCAAUCGAUUUCGAAAUGGUUACUGAAUUCUAGGGGGAACGAAUUUUCCUUGAAGAUGAACGAUCGCAUCAACAGUAGCAACAACGUGAUUAACACCACUAAUUCUACUACUCCUCAAGAUCUCGGAUUGCAGUUCUUGGAAAUGGUUCGAUUUGGGCUAUGCGACACGGACGACGACGACGAGUCUCCCACUGAGCUCAAUACCAUCAACAGUUCCGGAGGUUUCUUGUUCGUUGCCACCGAUAAGCUUUCUAUUAAGUAUACGAAUGUGAAUCUUCACGACCACGAUGUUGGUGUCAUCCAAGCUAAUAAGCCAGCUCCUGUUAAACGACUUGUCUACUACUUCGAGAUUCAUGUAAAAAACGCUGGGGCUAAAGGCCAGAUUGCCAUCGGCUUCACCACCGAUAGGUUCAAGGUGCGGAGGCAGCCCGGGUGGGAACCUAAUAGCUGUGGAUAUCAUGGAGAUGACGGACUACUUUAUCGUGGAGUGGGUAAGAAAGAACCUUUUGGUCCAACAUAUACAUCUGAUGAUACGGUUGGUGCUGGAAUUAAUUACGCCUCAGGGGAACUCUUUUUCACAAAAAAUGGGAUAGUUGUUGGAGCAGUAGAAAAGGACAUAAAGGGUCCCUUGUUUCCUACGAUUGCUGUUCACAGCCAAAACGAAGAGGUGCAAGUCAACUUUGGACAGAAACCGUUUGCGUUUGAUCUCAAGGUAUUGGAAGCCCAAGAGAGGAUGAAGCAACAAGCCACCGUUGAGAAGUUAUCUUUGCCAUCAAAUGUCAGUUAUAGAAUAGUGCGCUCAUACUUGGAACAUUAUGGUUAUGAGGAUACGCUCCGUGCAUUUGAUAUGGCCUGCGAAAGCACUGUUCCUCCUAUAUGUAUAACUCAGGAAACUGCCUCUGAUAACAUGUAUGCUCUGAACCAGAGAAGGACUUUAAGGCAGCUUAUCAGGAAGGGGGAAAUUGAUGCUGCACUUGGAAAGCUCAAUGAGUGGUAUCCGCAGAUUGUACAGGAUGAAAAAUCAGCUACUUCCUUGCUCCUUCAUUGUCAAAAAUUCAUUGAAUUAGUCAGGGUUGGAGCGCUAAAGGAAGCUGUUAAGUUUGGAAGGAAUCAUUUAGCAAAGUUUUAUGAUCUGCCUGGGUUUCAGGAUCUUGUUCAGGACACUGUUGCUUUACUGGCAUAUGAACGACCACAAGAGUCCCCUGUUGGUUAUCUUCUCGAGGAUAAACAGCGUGAAAUUUUAGCCGACGCGGUGAACGCCAUGGUCUUGUCAACUAAUCCCAAUGUGAAAGAUUUACAAAGUUGCUUGCAUCCAUAUCUCGAACGGCUACUCAGACAACUAACUGCUUGCUGCUUGGUAAGAAGGUCUUUCAAUGGGGAUGAAGGUGAAGCUUUUCAACUGGACAGAGUGUUUGACAGCAGUAAAAAUGUAAGUGCUAAUGCCUAGAACACAUCCUGUUGUAUGCCUCAUUAAACUUUCCCCCAUUGUGUCUGUGACUGCAAAUACUCCAUAUCUAAUAAGGGGAUCCAGUGGUGUAUCAUUUCUUUAGGAAAUUGAAGUUCUCUCUGUGCAUACCUUGUAAAUUCGGGACUCUGCUUCGUAUGAAAUUUGUAUCAUCUAUAGGUUUUACUGAAAUUCUUAUAAUGCACAUUUACUGCACUUUGUUACAAAUCAAACAAUUGCGAAGAGAUUAGUGGAAAAGUAGACAAUGAUGCUGUCAUCUCUUAUUUGUGCAUAAAGCCCUCGAAUUAUUCACAGUGAAUCAAAGAACAGUGAUAUUUUUACA